Seriola aureovittata is the source of this 1075-nucleotide messenger RNA. It is a transcript of the gene psmb9a, whose product is annotated as proteasome 20S subunit beta 9a. The record is from RefSeq and is a predicted model, not a curated record. Gene Ontology annotation, molecular function: threonine-type endopeptidase activity. The transcript has 6 exons. Bases 235 to 885 code for a protein of 216 amino acids. Gene Ontology annotation, cellular component: proteasome core complex. NCBI's taxonomy places the organism in Eukaryota, Metazoa, Chordata, Actinopteri, Carangiformes, Carangidae.
CUCGCUGCAGAGGAGGGAACAUUUAACUUUCAAUUUCGAUUUAGGAAAACAUGGAGUCCGUCUGAUGUUUGACUGUAGAACCGAUUUGGUAAAACAGACAGUUGUGUAGCAUUUAAUAAAGUUUCCGACAACAAGGAAACGACAGAGAGCGGGACUGAACGCUUCGGUGUGGCCUGUUCUCCCUGCGCUCAGGUCAGGUAGAGUCGGUGCUGUCGCUGCCGGAGUCUCUGCAUCAUGUCGGGAGGAACCGGGCCAGAGUGGUUGUCUCAGGAGGUGAAGACCGGGACAACCAUCAUUGCCGUAGAGUAUAAUGGAGGGGUCGUGCUGGGCUCUGACUCCCGCGUGUCGGCGGGAGCAACAGUGGUGAACAGGGUGAUGAACAAACUCUCUCCUCUCCAUGACAAGAUCUACUGUGCUCUGUCAGGAUCUGCAGCCGACGCUCAGACUAUUGCUGAGAUAGUCAACUACCAGCUAGAUGUCCACAGUACCGAGAUAGGUGAGGACCCCCAGGUUCGCUCAGCUGCCACUCUGGUGAGGAACAUCUCGUACAAGUACAAGGAGGAGCUGUCAGCACAUCUCAUUGUGGCCGGCUGGGACAGGAGAGAUGGAGGGCAGGUGUUUGCCACCCUGAACGGUCUCCUGACGAGGCAGCCUUUUGCAGUUGGGGGCUCCGGCAGCUCAUAUGUUUAUGGGUUUGUUGAUGCUGAGUAUCGCAGGGGAAUGAGCAAAGAGGAGAGUCAGAAGUUUGUUGUCAACACUCUCUCUUUGGCGAUGAACCGCGAUGGCUCCAGUGGCGGCGUGGCCUAUAUCGUCGCCAUCGACGAGCACAGCACAGAGGAGAGAGUCAUUCUUGGGAAUGAAUUACCGACCUUCUUUGAUCAGUGAUCAGUAUAUAGCAUCUGUAGUGUGCGAAGCCACUGUAGUGCUAAAUGCAGUUAGGUAUUUGUUUUCCUCACAAUAGCCGUAGCUCAUUUUUGACUCACCUGUCAACUUCUGAACUGUUAACUCAGCUUGUAAACUGAAUGUUGGACAAGUAUACUUUACUAAGAGUUCUAAUAAAAGAAUAAAAACCUGU